Molecule: messenger RNA, 1366 nt
Organism: Linum tenue
Lineage: Eukaryota; Viridiplantae; Streptophyta; Magnoliopsida; Malpighiales; Linaceae
Source: the annotation of a GenBank genome assembly
UUUGAUGUUUGCUAUAAAUUAUCGUUAUUUCGUUAAUUCCAUCCUUUCAUUCUCAGUCAAACCAAGCUUCCUUUGUUCAAAAGGGGAAAAGCAAAGGCAAGUUCCAGAGACAACUGUGAUUAAGCAGAGAUUCAGUCACCGGAAAGCAUACCGGAGGAAUCUACUGCGAUUCCCGCGGCGGAGCAAUGAAUUGGGAAGACGAUGAGGAGAAGCAGUCGCCGUCGCAGAGGCCGGAGUGGUCGGACGUCAGUCCUCUCCCUCAAGACGACGGUCCAAACCCUGUGGUUCCAAUCGCUUACAAGCCGGAGUUCGUCGAGACAAUGGACUACUUCCGCGCCAUCUAUCGCGCCGAUGAGCGAUCCCCUCGCGCCCUUCAGCUCACUCACCAAGCCAUCCUCCUGAAUCCCGGCAACUACACUGUAUGGCAUUUCAGGCGUUUGAUACUGGAGACAUUAAAUAAAGACCUGCAUCAGGAACUUGAUUAUGUUUCCAGGAUUGCUGAGAAGAAUUCUAAAAAUUAUCAGAUAUGGCAUCAUAGACGCUGGGUUGCAGAGAAACUCGGUCUUGAUGCUGCUGAUAGAGAACUUAAGUUCACUGAGAAGAUACUCUCUGGUGAUGCUAAAAAUUAUCAUGCGUGGUCACAUAGGCAGUGGGUUCUGCAAUCUCUGGGGGGAUGGGGUGAUGAGCUAGAGUACUGCCGCCAGCUACUUGAAGAGGAUAUUUUCAAUAACUCAGCCUGGAAUCAGAGAUACUUCGUCAUAAUGAAAUCACCUCUCCUGGGAGGCUUGCAAGCCAUGAGAGAGUCGGAAGUGAAGUACACGGUUGCAGCCAUUCUAGCUAACCCUGAGAACGAGAGUCCAUGGAGGUAUCUCAGAGGCCUCUACAAAGACGACCCAAAGUCAUGGAUUCAUGAUCCUCAAGUCUCGACCGUUUGCCUGAAGUUAUUGAGUAGUGGAGGUACCACCAACCAUGUAUUCGCUUUGAGCACUGUUCUCGAUCUUCUAAGUCACGGUUUCCAGCCAAGCCAAGAGUUGAGAGAAGCAGUGGAAGCCUUGAAUUUCACUGGUUCACGUCCAGAUUCACAGGAGAGCAUCGGCUUGGGAAAUGUAGUUUGUUCUGUGUUGGAACAUGCUGAUGCCAUGAGGGUCAAUUAUUGGAGAUGGCGGAAAAGUCAGCUGACUAUGUAGAACUGAUAUGAAUCUGAUGGAACUGUUUGUCAACUACUUGUUCUUUCUUGCUUCUGCAAACUCAGUCUUUUCUACUGAUGUUCCAUGCUUGAUUAAUAUGCAUUUCCAUGUUAAAAAGUAAGGGAAAAGGAGGAACAGAAUUGAAUAGAACACGCCUUUGAUCUAAAGAUUUAAUCCUA